Messenger RNA from Aplysia californica (California sea hare), 773 nucleotides. Its product is annotated as putative tyrosinase-like protein tyr-3. The record is from RefSeq and is a predicted model, not a curated record. The transcript is spliced from 6 exons. NCBI's taxonomy places the organism in Eukaryota, Metazoa, Mollusca, Gastropoda, Aplysiida, Aplysiidae. Bases 1 to 711 code for a protein of 236 amino acids.
AUGGCCGUUGUAAGUGUAGCGUGCGUGUACCUGUCCCUGCUGGUCAGUUUGACCAAUGCCCAGUUCCAGUUGUCCUUCGGCACGCCCACCCCGCCCAAACCUACAACUCCACGACCCACUCUGCCGGGGGGAUUCGACCCAGCUUGCAGAGACAAAAUCAACAACUGCAAAAACUACGGUGCUGAUUCUUGUACUGGCAUUUACAAGGAGUGGGCCCAGAACAACUGCGAGUCAACAUGCGGAUUUUGCAAAUCUCUUCCAACUCAGCCACCGCAGUGUGUGGACAAACGGAGCGACUGUCAGGAUUUUGACGACUCAGCCUGCACAGACCCAAGUUACCGUUCUUGGGCUGAGGACAACUGCAGGCGUCAUUGCCGGCUAUGUACUGCCAGCCAGUUGAUGGCGCUAGAUGCAAUGACGACAAGAGCUACCACACUUCCGCCAAACCUUUGCGUGGACAAAGUGGAUUGCACCCGUUAUGGGCAGGACGCUUGUUCUGUGGACAAAUAUGGCAAAUGGGGCCAGGAGAACUGUGCACGAUACUGCGGCAUUUGUCAGGGUGUGGCCACACCCCCUCCUUUGUGUGUGGACAAGAACCCAGACUGUGCCAGGUACCAAUCGGACCUCUGUACCAACCCCGGGUUCAGUUCAUUCGCUGAGGAAAACUGUCGAAAGUUCUGUAACAAAUGUGGUAAGCUUGUUUCUGUAUAAGGCUUGUGGAACCUAAGUUUGUUCGUGUGUGUGUUGUUUUUUUGUUGUUUUGUGUGUGUGUG